Messenger RNA from Psylliodes chrysocephalus, 570 nucleotides. Lineage: Eukaryota; Metazoa; Arthropoda; Insecta; Coleoptera; Chrysomelidae. The record is from the annotation of a GenBank genome assembly.
AUGUUUGAGAUUAUGCAGCAGCUGAUAUUUAUGAAUGAAAAUAUUACUCAUAUUAAAGGGGAUAUUAAGGGGGAUAUUAAUGAUAUUAAGGGGGAUAUUAAUAAUAUUAAGGGGGAUAUAAAUGAUAUGAGGGAAAAUUUGGAAAGGAAAAUAGAUGAAAUUACACAGGUGAGAGAAGAGGUUAAGGAGCGAAAUAAAAAGUUACGGGCAGAGAUAGACAAAGAAGGGGUUAAUAUUAGGUUGGAGAUAGGAAAAGAUGUGAAAGAAAAAGUUACUGAGUUAAAAGGAAAUAUUGAGAAAAAAUUGCUAGGGGAGAUUCAAAUAGAUGUGACUAAACAGACUGAUAUGUUGAAUAGGGAAAUUGGGCACAUGAAGUUACAGGGACAGGUACAUGAAAAGGCCAUACUCAAUUGUAAAGAAAUUGUUGAUAAGGAGAUAGAAAAAUUGAACGGGAUCGUAGAGGAACAAUCAAUAAGUUGUACUAAAAGAUCUGAGAUAGGAGAAACAAAUUUUAGGAGGGGAAUAGAGGAGAUGAAUAGGAAAAUGCAAAACAGAACAGAGGACAUUUAA